Messenger RNA from Xiphophorus maculatus (southern platyfish), 2687 nucleotides. RefSeq names its product coiled-coil domain-containing protein 85C-A-like. Gene Ontology annotation, cellular component: apical junction complex. The transcript has 5 exons. The record is from RefSeq and is a predicted model, not a curated record. The coding region runs from base 607 to 1608 and encodes 333 amino acids. NCBI's taxonomy places the organism in Eukaryota, Metazoa, Chordata, Actinopteri, Cyprinodontiformes, Poeciliidae.
GGACAAAGGACCUGGAAUUUUCUGAGCUUGAAAAGUUUAACAGAUGGCUGGAAAAUGGCUCAGAAAAUGUUAGAUUAAUCUCAGAAAAGUUCUAGAAAAAAGGUGAACAUUUGAAACUCAGAAAUGUUUUUCUAGAAAUUUCUAAAAUUUAUCUAAAAUGUCUGAGGUUUUUUCUACAAAUAUUUCAACUUCAGAUUAGAAAUUUCUGGGGGGGUUCUAGAAAUUUUCUGAGAUUAAUCUCAAAAUGUCUGAGUUUUUUAGUGGUAAUUUACCUUUUUUAAUCUACAGGGGCAAUUAUCGUGGUGCUGCCCUCCGACCAGCCCUGUAGUGGCCCUGCCUGGCCUGCAGAGGGCGCUGUUUCCCUUCAUUGCAGAGUGUUUCUGUUUUUCCUGCGUGUUUUCAGUGGCAGCCUCACUCUCUGUGUCUCUGCUACUUCAGGAGCAACAAAUUCUGAUCUGGGAUGUUGGGAACUCUCUGAAUCCGCUGGCUGUGUUUUUCCUCUGCCGGUUCUGGUUCUGUUCCUUCCGCAGGAUGGGUUUUAUCAUAACUUAGCUGUUCCAGACCUGUUGGAGGACUGCUUGCUCGUUUCAACAUACCGGUUCGGACAUGGAGGACCUGAUCCGGCUCUCCGACCAGGACCUGCAGAGGUUCGGUAAGGAGGACCUGAUCCGGACGCUGCGGGCUCUGCAGAACCGCAGCACGGACGUGAUGCUGGAGCACGGGAAGCUGAUGAAGGACGUGAACCGCAGCCUGCAGGUCCACCUCCAGGAGAUCCGGAGCUUGAAGGAGGUGAACCAGAAGCUGCAGGAGGACAACCAGGAGCUGCGGGAGCUCUGCUGCUUCCUGGACGACGACCGGCAGAAGGACCGGAAGGUGUCCCGCGAGUGGCAGCGCUUCGGCCGCUACACGGCCGGCGUGCUGUGGCGGGAGCUGGGGCUGUACCAGCAGAAGCUGACCGAGCUGGAGGCCGGGCAGGAGACGCUGCGGGCGGAGAACGCCGAGCUCAAGGAGAUCGUCCUCAUGCUGGACGAGGAGAGGAGCGGAGCCGGGUCCCGGAGCUCCAUCGACAGCCAGUCCAGCCUGAGCGGACCGGUGCCGCCCCGGGACGGAGGCGACGGGAGCAGCGGGGGGAGUCCGGACCACCAGACCGCCUACCUGAAGGGCUGCGGGGGGAAGGCGGGCCCUCUGAGGCGGUCCGUGGACGAUCUGUCAGCUCAUGGAGGCACCGCUGAGUUCCGAUCAGAUAUAUCAGAGUGCUACAUCAGAGAGCUAGAGAACAAGGUGAGGAUCCUGGAGGAUGAAAAGAAACUGCUGACAAUGCAGAACCAUCCUCGGACUCCCAGUGGAGAACUGUCCCCUACGGGGUUCUACCUGCCUCUGGCACAGAAACCCGAGGCUGUAGUCCAUGCCAUGAAGGUGCUGGAGGUCCAUGACAAGCUGGACAGUCAGAACUCGAGGGAAUUCGAUGAAGACCUCAACGAUAAGGAGAAAGCCAUCGUCAGAGAGAUGUGCAACGUGGUUUGGAGAAAGCUGGGCGACACUGCUGGUUCAAAGCUCUCUGUUCGACAGCAGCUACUAGGAAACCAGCUCCAAGGUCCGGUCCAGUAGGAGAACCCACCAUCAAACCCUCAGCAUGAUCCUCAAACGGAAGCAGUAGAGAAAAAUGGGCACACCUUUUACUACACAAAUGCACAAAGUUUCAAUAGUCCUGGACAGGAUGCUGAAACGGCUCACUGAUCCCACCAUGUGGAUUUACGGUGUAAAUACAGUUUUAAAUCAGCAAAUUUUCGGUUUUAUGUAGCAGAUCCAUCCACUGUCUUCCACUUUCCUGAUAUCUUAGAGAUAACCGGUCCAAGGCGUCCUUCUCCCCACCGACUCCAGAUCACUUGGGGAGAUCGACUCCAGAUCACUUGGGGAGAUCGACUCCAGAUCACUUGGGGAUCCCUUCAUUGAGUUCUGGGCGCGAGUUCGUGUCUCCCUUCAUCUCUAACGACGACAUUCUGCUCUACAACUCUGACUUUCCCCCAUAAACUCAGAGGGAAACUCUGAAGGAGCCGAUUUCAGUCUAGCUUGGUAAAAAAAAAAAAAAAAAAAAAAAAAACAGCGCUUUGCUUCCUACAAAGGGCCUGAGCCAUCAGCGGCUAUUUAGAAACGAUUGCUAAUCGCUAACGGUCGGCCGUGACGUAUGUAAAGCGCCGGUAUCGGCCCUAUGAAUUUAUCGGGAGUUGCUCGCGUUGUAAACAACCGUCCUCCACUGCGAAGAGAAAAGCAUCGAGCUGAACGAGAUGGCUGUGAAUGUUAGUUUAAUAUUUGGAACCGUGGCCAACACGGACUGAACGGCUCCGUUCACUCCCUCCGCUAAAACUACAGACUACAACAGCGCAGAAAAUCGACGUCAUCGUUCUCAACUUCUUCUGUUUGCUGAUUGGCCGGUUGUAACGCUAAAUUCUAAACCCGAAGCUUCAUGUUUCAGCUUCACCAGGACAGACUGGAGAAUUGUAUUCAUGAAGAGACAAAGCUGUGAUUUAUCUGCCUGUUUUCUGCGCCAUCCUGCAAUCAUGCAGAACCAAAGCAUUCCCUGGGUUUCCACAGUCCAGAGUGAUGUCGGCUAGUCCGGCGCCGCCAUUUUGUUUGACAGUUUCUACUUGCUUGGGCUUUGACAACCAAAUAUUAGGGCCAGACUAAGA